CGCAGUUACCACCAAACCCUGGAGGAGACUCUCCCUGGAAAACUUCCCUUCGGUUUAUUUUCUUGAAAAGGCUCCAGGCUUCGGCUUGGAAAACCCAACCGCCAAAAUUGAGCCCAGCAGCUGGAGCGGCAGCGAGAGCCCUGCCGAAAACAUGGAAAGGAUGAGUGACUCCGCAGAUAAGCCAAUUGACAACGAUGCGGAAGGGGUCUGGAGUCCUGACAUUGAGCAGAGCUUUCAGGAAGCCUUGGCUAUCUAUCCACCCUGUGGGAGGAGGAAAAUCAUCUUAUCAGACGAAGGCAAGAUGUAUGGUAGGAAUGAAUUGAUAGCCAGAUACAUCAAACUCAGGACGGGGAAGACGAGAACCAGAAAACAGGUGUCUAGUCAUAUACAGGUCUUAGCAAGAAAGAAAGUUCGAGAAAUUCAAGCCGCCAUUAAGGUGUCUAGUCACAUUCAGGUUCUUGCCAGAAGGAAAUCUCGUGAUUUUCAUUCCAAGCUAAAGGUGACAAGCAUGGAUCAGACUGCCAAGGAUAAGGCCCUUCAGCACAUGGCCGCCAUGUCCUCAGCCCAGAUCGUCUCGGCCACUGCCAUUCACAACAAGCUGGGGCUGCCUGGGAUUCCACGCCCCACCUUCCCAGGGGCGCCGGGGUUCUGGCCGGGAAUGAUACAAACAGGGCAGCCAGGAUCCUCGCAAGAUGUCAAGCCCUUCGUGCAGCAGGCCUACCCCAUCCAGCCAGCGGUCACAGCCCCCAUUCCAGGGUUUGAGCCUACAUCAGCCCCAGCUCCCUCGGUCCCUGCCUGGCAGGGUCGCUCCAUUGGCACAACCAAACUUCGCCUGGUGGAAUUCUCCGCUUUCCUCGAACCACAGCGAGACCCAGACUCGUACAACAAACACCUCUUCGUGCACAUUGGGCAUGCCAACCAUUCUUACAGUGACCCAUUGCUCGAAUCAGUGGACAUUCGUCAGAUUUAUGACAAAUUUCCUGAAAAGAAAGGUGGCUUAAAGGAACUGUUUGGCAAGGGCCCUCAAAAUGCCUUCUUCCUCGUCAAAUUCUGGGCCGAUUUAAACUGCAAUAUUCAAGAUGAUGCCGGGGCUUUUUACUGUGUAACCAGUCAGUAUGAGAGUUCUGAAAACAUGACAGUCACCUGUUCCACCAAAGUUUGCUCCUUUGGGAAGCAAGUAGUAGAAAAAGUAGAGACGGAGUAUGCAAGGUUUGAGAAUGGCCGAUUUGUAUACCGAAUAAACCGCUCCCCGAUGUGUGAAUAUAUGAUCAACUUCAUCCACAAGCUCAAACACUUACCAGAGAAAUAUAUGAUGAAUAGUGUUUUGGAAAACUUCACAAUUUUAUUGGUGGUUACAAACAGGGAUACACAAGAAACUCUCCUCUGCAUGGCCUGUGUAUUUGAAGUUUCAAAUAGUGAACAUGGAGCACAGCACCACAUUUACAGGCUUGUAAAGGACUGAACAUGGUUAUUUAUAUAUAUGGAUACCUGUAUAUACACACACACACAUGUGCACACACACACACUCUCCAUUUUCGAACGACUGACUGUAAACCUCCCCGUGCAGGGGUGGUGCCCUGGCCCUGCGGUCACCCUACUUUUCUAAGUCCUGUUUGAGUGAAGUCAUUUUUCCAUGCGUUCAUACUAUCAUCGUAGCUGUGAAGUUCUGGUACAGUUGUAAAAAGAGAAAUCGAGUUGUUCCUGUGUCCCUCAGAUCUGCAGCCCACAGUUCCUCGGGAAAGGUGAACCCUAGAACCUGUCUCUGCCCACAGAGGCCUGUUUCUAAUGGUGGUAAAAAAAUAUUCAGACAGAGCAUUUGCCGUGGGACAUUUCUAGCCUUUAUACAAAUGUAUUUAGUUCUUUCUUUUUUUUCCAACAUAAAAUUCUUGUUUUAAGAUACAAGUAAAAUUAAUCUUUAAAUAUAAAUGUAAAUUUAGUAUACAACACUAAGAAUCUUUAGACUUAUCUUUGUAACUAAUUAGGGUGGAAGUUAUGAAAGAAUGUAAUUCACUAAAUUAUUUUUUAAAUGAAACUUUUAUUUCAUUUUGAAACCAAAUGUUAAAAUAAUAGCCUUAAGAAAUGCUUGGUAGAAAUAUCCUAAUGAGAAAAAUUUGUACUUUUUUCACAAGGUUAAAACUAAUCUCCUAAUCCAUUAAACGCUUGAACAGGUAUUACAAAGGAAGAAAACUUCACCCCUUAUCCUUAACAUAUAUAGUAUAUUUAAAAAUAUAAAAUUGUAUUGUUACUAAUGUGAUGAUUGAUUAUUUAAUGAAAAAGAAAAGAUGGCUCUUUUGCAAUAAGUAGAUAAAUACUGAAAAUCUAAACUUACAAUGUUUAUAGUCUUGUGUGUGCAGUUAUAUUUUAUAUGGACAACCAAAUUUUUUUAUUAAGAUGAGUAUUUGAACCACUGAAAUUUAAUAACAAAAAAUUUUAAUUGGCAUGAAUACUGCACUGUGAGCUACAAAGUAUAGAAAAUCCUGUGGCUGGGAAGAAAUUGCAUCAACCAAACAAGAAAAAGGCUCAUCAGUUUUAGCAUCUCUGCUCCCCCGAAAUUGGCAAGCAUCCUCACUAGCCUGUGGAUAAAUUGUUUAUUUCUGGUGAUCCAAUAGGCCUAUUAACCUGCUAUAACUAUAUGUAUAUGUAUGUGUUUGUGAAUACAUAUACAUAUAGAGCUAUUCAUCACGUAUUUAUUGCACACCUAGUUAGUGCCACUAAGUUUGCUAGGUGCUGAUAUGUAUGUAUAUUUCAAUCUGUCUCUAUAGACCUAGAUAUAUUCUCUAAGGACAUCCAUUUUCUUCUCUCUCAAUAAGUCACAGUUCUUGUUUGACCGAGGUUUAAGAGGCCCACCUUAUUUAUCUCUGACCUUUCAAACAGGCUCAAGUGAGAGGUUCUCUUCUCAUGAGAGAUUGAACUGAUCAACCCAGAUAUUCCAAAGCGUGGCCCAGGCAGACUUGGUGUGAUAUAGCCACAUGCAUCUCUUUCCACCGGGCUUCGCUGGUAAACACCCACAAGGACACACCCCCAACUUCCCAGAAGAAAGUGACAUUUCUGUAAAUGUUGGGAACAUGCUAACACAA
Molecule: messenger RNA, 3077 nt
Organism: Myotis davidii
Lineage: Eukaryota; Metazoa; Chordata; Mammalia; Chiroptera; Vespertilionidae
Gene: TEAD1
Product: TEA domain transcription factor 1
Exons: 14
Coding region: 152-1462 (436 amino acids)
Biological process (GO): hippo signaling; embryonic organ development; regulation of transcription by RNA polymerase II
Cellular component (GO): transcription regulator complex
Molecular function (GO): DNA-binding transcription factor activity, RNA polymerase II-specific; RNA polymerase II cis-regulatory region sequence-specific DNA binding
Source: RefSeq, a predicted model, not a curated record